Messenger RNA from Lepus europaeus (European hare), 1031 nucleotides. It is a transcript of the gene TEX38, whose product is annotated as testis expressed 38. The transcript is spliced from 2 exons. Bases 232 to 837 code for a protein of 201 amino acids. Lineage: Eukaryota; Metazoa; Chordata; Mammalia; Lagomorpha; Leporidae. The record is from RefSeq and is a predicted model, not a curated record.
CGGGCACUCGCUGUACAUAGCACUACACCCUCAUCAUCCAAGGCCCCUUCAUGAGCACUCUUCACGGGAGCAGCUUCUCCUGGCUGCUCGGAGGCGCAGGACGCUAUCGGCUUUAUUACCCUCAUGUGACGGAUGAGGAGACUGGGGCUCUGACUGCAGCUCUCAGGAUGCCGGCCGCCUCCAGACCCAGGUUUCCGUCUGCUUCUGACACUCGGGCCAAACGCCAGCAAAAUGUGGGUCUCACUGUACUUUGGAUUCCUGGGGCUGUGUUCUGUGGCAGUCGGCAGCUGCAUUCUCUUUCUGCACUGGAGGAAGAACCUGCGGCGGGAACAGCGUGCCCAGCAGUGGGUGGAGGUGAUGCAAGCAGCUACAUUCACCUACAGCCCUCUGUUGUACUGGAUUAACAAGCGCCGGCACUACGGCAUGAACGCAGCCAUCAACACGGGGCCUCCUCCUGCCAUCGGCAACCCUGAGACUGCCGUCCAGAAUCCAGAUCCUCUGUGGGAGGCCAAUGUUCCUGAAGGCAGGGGCCAUGCUGUCCAAGCCGGUGCCCCCAGGGUGGAGGUCCCUGCUCCCCUGCAGCCAGCACUCGUGGUCCCACAGCAGCCCCUACCUUCCCCAAUGCCACGGCCCCAGGCCAGCUCCCCUCUCCCGAUUCCCACCUUUCAGGAGGUUCCCUUUGCCUUAUCCCUCUGCAACCUUCCUCCUGUGGUGAACCACUCUGUCUCCUACCCUUUGGCCAGCUGUCGUAAGAUAAAUGGCCGCUUCCAUUCUCUCCCCACACUGGCCCAUGGAGACCACUGCUUCAGUGCCAAGCCUUUUGCUUCAGAAUUGUAGCCUCCUCUUACUGAGGGUGGGAGCUGCAGGGAUCGGGUAGAAUAGGAAAUGGAGACAUUGGAUACAAGCGGCCAGGUCCAUCUCGAUGUCACAUUGUGAAAGACCAAAAUAAAUGUUCCAGACUCCCAAAUGUCUCAUUUACCAUUUGGAAGGCGAUGUCCAUUCCCUGUCUGAUGGGGCACUUUGCUAAACAA